Molecule: messenger RNA, 1051 nt
Organism: Porites evermanni
Lineage: Eukaryota; Metazoa; Cnidaria; Anthozoa; Scleractinia; Poritidae
Source: the annotation of a GenBank genome assembly
AUGUUCAAGGGCGGCAUUUUCAAACCAAAUGACGAAAACGUGGUUCAUUUUUAUUUCGAAAAGCCUGGAUUUCCAUCUGGGCUAUUCAAAAAGGUUGGUAUGUCAGCCGACGGGGCAGGUUAAAAUACCGACUGUGGACUACGGUUUUUAGGGUUAGAAAACAACUGAACUAUUGCUAUCAUGUACUCAUUUGCAUGGUGAAAACAAUAGUCCACAGUCUGCACUUUACACUGACCGGUUGUGAUACUUGGCAUUUCAACAGAAUUACAAGCAUUCAAAUUUGCCCAUUUUUAUAGAGACCCUGUUAGGAUAAAAUUCUGACAAGUGUCAUUGCAUUGAAAUGGCGACACUGGACGGCUGAAUGGUGGUGAACAACACAUGGAUAGGCUGACACAGCGACAGCACCAAAAAAGCUAUAGAGAACUGAUACCAUCAUCUUUGCUAAAUCAAAUGAGCCCCCCUCCCCAUGCCCCCCAACCCCCUCCAUCAAACAUCAAUUACAUUAAUCAAAUAUAGACAGGGACAUGGCUUCCUCCUCAAAAUGCAAAACAACAGGUUUUGAAAAAUUCGGACUGAAGAUAUAUGUACCCCUCCUCCCCCCCUCUAAAAGAGUGUCUCAUCAUAGAAAGUUUCCCAAAGUGUAAAUUCUCCCUCACUUCUGCAAAAUUAUCACAAUUGUUGUUUCAACUAGUCCAAUUCCUGUCAGGUUGUUAUCAUUCCCUCCUUGGAAAAUAAGGUGUUUCAAUAACAGAGUGCAGUGACAAAGUCAAGGAAAAUGGGGACAACCUAGUGUGUUUAACCAAAUAAAAGUUUUGGUAUGAAAUUUAGGAUAAUGUAGGCCAUUUUUCUUACUGGACCUUUGGUUUUUAAAGUGAAAGUAGCGUUUGCUGGAUUACACUUUCAAGAAUAUAGUCAUUAUAAUUCAGGGGCAUUAGAUCUUUGCUUAAACACAGUGUGUGUUUUCAUUUUCUUUUUACAGACAGUCAGUAAGUAUAUGAACGGUCUGCUGAAUACAAAGGGUGGAGUAUUGGUGUUUGGAGUGCGGCCCAAA